This is a messenger RNA of Adelges cooleyi (spruce gall adelgid), 836 nucleotides long. RefSeq names its product DNA-directed RNA polymerase I subunit RPA12 (gene RpI12). Gene Ontology annotation, molecular function: zinc ion binding; DNA-directed RNA polymerase activity; nucleic acid binding. The transcript has 4 exons. The record is from RefSeq and is a predicted model, not a curated record. Gene Ontology annotation, cellular component: RNA polymerase I complex. Gene Ontology annotation, biological process: termination of RNA polymerase I transcription; DNA-templated transcription. Lineage: Eukaryota; Metazoa; Arthropoda; Insecta; Hemiptera; Adelgidae. Bases 142 to 510 code for a protein of 122 amino acids.
CGUUAUCAGUACAGAUAAAAUGAAACCGGGAAAUAUUUUGUAUCAACAUGUGAGUUUUGACUUUUGUCUGUUAUAAUUAAAAGUUGUACAUGAAUCUUCCACCCGAGCGAAUGUUAGUAAAAAUAAUCAAAAACACAUAAAAUGGAGACAAGCAGCAAUAUCUAUACCUAUCCAGGAUUUUGUACGAAAUGCGGUUCAAUACUUCCGCCGUUGAGCAUGGAAGAAUUCUUGAAGUGCUAUUCGUGUAAAACAGUUUACGGACCAGAAAUUUACGGAGAUGCUAUAUCCGAGUACGAAAUCGUUUUAAAUUCCAUAGAAGACUUGGACACUGUCGUAAAAACCGAAAACAGAGACGAUGCCGAUGAUGGACCGAUAGCCGAAAGAAGGUGCAACGCUUGUGGACACAACCAAAUGUCGUACGCCGCGAUGCAACUGCGAUCGGCGGAUGAAGGACAAACGGUGUUUUACACUUGCGUUAAAUGCAAAUUUACGGAAGCAGAAAACUCUUGAAACCUUCAAAAUAUUUUACUCGUGCAAACAGCAUAUGUUUUGUUUUUUUAUAUAAAUUAUGAUUUUCUAAUUGAAAUAUUUAAUAAAUGUUCAUAUUAUUAAGUGUAUUGUAUUGAUACUUGCUACAUUACUGUAUUUAUAUGCCUUACUUAAAGUUUUAUGUUAGUUGGGUUUAAUGUGUCAAACCAGAUCGUAAACAAUUAUUCAAUUGACUAUAAGUAUAAUGUUUGUUAAUGUAACGAGUGGACAUUAGGGUUUUUAUUUUUCAUAAGAGUGCAUGCGCAUAAGCGAAGACGUACAGUUGUAAAAUGCAUUACCAUUCUUGU